Molecule: messenger RNA, 1137 nt
Organism: Juglans microcarpa x Juglans regia
Lineage: Eukaryota; Viridiplantae; Streptophyta; Magnoliopsida; Fagales; Juglandaceae
Exons: 5
Coding region: 340-867 (175 amino acids)
Source: RefSeq, a predicted model, not a curated record
ACUGCAGUGCACUGUUGUUGUUAGUUGUUACUGUUACUCACUCUAUGAGAAAAGCUUCACUCUAUUCAAAGUCGACUGCGAAGUCAGUGGAACAUGUCAGAGACGGCGGCAACGUUGAAAAGCCCAUCAAAUUUGGAAAUCAAAUAACACCCAAUUGGUUCUGAUAAAUCCCAAGUCCAAGAGAAUUCAGCUUUCUGAUUUUGCAAUCUCUCUCUGUGUGUGUUUUUUUUACACUACGGCAUUUCAGAACCCUAGAAUUCGCUCAGGAUUUGCCGUCCGGUGGUGGUUUUCUCGGAAUCUAUGUGUCGUUGUUAAGUUCUGUUUGAGUUUUUGGCGAUUAUGGUAAUGCAGAAUAGCUCGAUCGGUGCUUGGAUCCGUCACUUCCUUGCUUGCACAGGUGGUUGCUUUGGAUGCUGCUCUAAACCCACACCAAUUAUUGCUGUUGAUGAGCCAUCGAAGGGACUGAAAAUUCAAGGGCGCAUGGUGAGAAAACCUAGUAUAUCAGAUGAUUUUUGGAGUACCAGCACAUAUGACCCAGACAACAGCACCAUUCAGUCUCAAAGAAGCAUCUCAUCUAUCAGCACAUCAAACCAGACCCUCAAUUCUGGCAGUGGGAUUGGUAGCACAAGCUGCAAUUCUCACUUUGUAAAUCAUGGCCUUCUGCUCUGGAAUCAAACCAGGCUUCAAUGGACUGGAAGUAGCAGGUCCAGGGAUCAAACUCAAAAAAGUCGGGAACCCCGAUUAAGUUGGAACGAGACCUAUGAAAGUUGUCUAGGGACCAAACAGCCUUUCCCCCAGCCCAUUCCUCUAUCUGAAAUGAUAGAGUUUCUGGUAGAUGUAUGGGAGCAGGAGAGGCUCUAUGAUUGAGGAAGUGUAUUCAGAUGAAGAUCCCCACUCUGAAACUCUUAAGAGUCUUUCGUGUAUAGUUGGGACAAACGAGGAACAGAAAGAUCAAACAAAUUUUUCCAUCUCAAUUGUAAUGCUACGUGCUAAUGACAAUAUUAUCUUCUUUUUCUUAAUCUUUAUCUUUCUUCCCCUUUCUCCUGCAUAUGCCCUAUUGGAUAUGCCCCUCUACUAUAUUCAAACUGAAUACAGAUGUAAAUGUGUAGAUAUACUGAAACUUGAUGCUUUCUUUUC